CUGCUGGACUUAGAUUAUUUAAGCUCACACAGAGAGGACAAGAGGGAAACUUCAAUAUAAAGUUUUGACAAUAAAGCAUAUAACAGUUGUAUGUUACAUAAUAUUACUUUGAGUUUAUUUAGAUGAAAUAACGAAAUGGACAUUACUGAUAUAAUUUGAAACAUAAAUAAUUUUACAUAAAAUGUCUGAUUACAGAUCUAAACUGGAUGAUACAAAAUUCCAUAAUUGGAUAAAAACUGGUUUAGCAUUACUAUACACAAAAGAGGGACUUCGUGAUAUUGUUUUAGAGGAAAUAGAAAAAUUCAAGCAAAGAACAUUUCAAGACAUUUUAGCGAGACUGAAUCUACCUAAAGAUAGUAGUUGCAUCGAGUGUUCAACAGGGCAGCUUGUGAGGAAAGAAUGUUCAGAAUCUCAUGAAUGUCCUCAAAGUGGAUUAUGCGAAAAGUUUAGAGAUGAGAUUAGGCUGGCACACAAGCACAAUAAACCUUCUUGGAGAAAUACAGAUGCUAGAAAAUGGUGUAACGAUUCUUGGCAAAUUGCCAAGUGUUUUAUGCCCAGGGAAGGGUAUAAGGAUAAAAAUUCAUUUAUGGAAACUGAUUUCAAUGGAAUCAUAAGCGUAAUACUAAAUUACAAACCAUUCCAAGAUAAAGUGAAAGAGGACUUGACACAGAAAAGCAAUGCAUUUGAAGAGGCAAGACGUAUGUCAAGAGAGUUUCGGCAUUCAGCGACGUGUGAAGUAAGUGACGAUGAAUUUACAGAAUAUUCACGUAUUCUAGAAACGAUACUUACAGACCCAAAGUAUUUAUCAUCAAAGGCAUCAACAAAAGCAGCAUUGCAAAACAUAGCAAAGUUGAAAGAAGAGUCAUGGACAAUAACUUUCAUCGUUAAAGAUUUAAGAUCGUUGUUCAAUGCAGAACUUGGAUUAUAUGCAAACAACACUUCAGUUUGUCGGGCUUUGGAGCACUUGUAUAACAAACUUGACGAUGUAAAAAGGGCAAUCGAGCAACUAAAGAUGCCAUUGUGCCAUUUGGCAUCGUUACAAGAUGCAGAUUUUGCCAAACGGCUUAUUGAAGUAUAUCAAGAUCAGUUUUCGACAUUACCAAUUUCUGCUUUGUUAGAAGAAGAAGAUGCUCAACUGCUAGAGUUUUUUGUUCAACCUACUUUGAAGCAAGUAGAUCAUCAUAAUGUCAAAAGUAAAAGUGCGAUCAUUAAAUCAUAUAAAGAUAUCUUUUCAAAAGGUGGACAACCUUGUAGAAAUAUUUAUAUCACGGGAGAGGCUGGAAUAGGCAAAACAGCAUUCUGUCAACGAAUGGUUUUGACAUGGUGCCAUGCUAAAUCUGGCAAGACAGAAAAUCACAACUUUUUGAAAGAAGAUAUUGAUGCUUUAAAACAAUUUAGUUUCUUGUUUUACGUUUCCCUUAGAGAAACAAGAUUAUGUCACGUGAAAGAGAUGAUUGAACAACAAUUGCAAGUAUUAGCAGAUACUCAUCAUAUUGGACAAAUCUUAGAAAACCAAGUCUGCUUAAUUAUUCUUGAUGGGCUUGAUGAAUGGACUCACCCAACAAUACAGGAUACAUGUCCAAAUAAUCAAAAGCUGCCUCAUCGUCUGCCGUCCAGGAACUGCAUUUUCAUCACUACAACUAGGCCAUGGAAGCUAGAAGUAAAUCGGUUAAAGACAAAAGAAAUUGACCAACAGAUCGUAUUGACAGGAUUGGAUAAACAAGCCCGUGCCAAGCUAACCGUUACGGUUAUUAACCGUUUAAACAAGAAUUAUGAUGAGCCGAGGAAACCAGAAGAUUUUAAGGAAGAAGUUGCAUUAAACAAAUUAGAUACAAUCUGUGAAGUUCCAAUCAUAUUGAUGCAGUUAAUUUGUGUUUGGUUCGAUGAAUUGACACUCGGCAAAUCAAAAUGUUUGAUAUACGGCGGGACGGUCGAUAUGCUUUUCAAAAGGGCUUCCAAAAACAAAGGUGGUCAAUGCGCAGACGGUGCAUGUCUAAAUCAGACGCAAACUCAAGACGAUUUCAAUCGAAAUCUUCCAGAGUGCUUCAUCUCGUUACAAAAUAUCUUAAUACACAAGUCACUUCUUUACAAGAUAGGCAACUUAGCGUUUCAUAGUCUUUUUGGGAUUCCAGACGGAGAAUCAGCAUUAACCUUUGAAAGUUCCAGCGGUAACAUUUACGAUAUAUCAGUCGGUGAGAUGCGUUAUUUGCUGUCUGUAGGUAUCUUAUCAAAGAAUAAAGUAGUUGGUACGCUCUAUCAACGACAACAGAGGCUCAGUUUUCUUCAUAAAAGCUACCAUGAGUUCUUUGCAGCACUCUACAUUGCCAUGCAGGAAGAUGUAGCUUGCGUAGAAAACAAAAUAUUUACCACUUGUAAAACUUUAAGGAUGUUUCUUACGUAUGAAAAUAUGUUCAUCUUUCUGUCAGGUAUGUGCCCAGAGCUUGUUUUAAAGUUAGAGGCAAAGAUAAAACUUAUGCUACUUUCAGAUAAACAAAUCCGUACGUACAGGUCUUUUGCAGAUUACAAGUUUGGAUUUGUUGUUAUGCUACCACCGUUUAGCAUUAUAACAAAUCCGAAAUUUAGUGACGUUCGGGAUGCCGAAAGGUUAUUGCAAUCUUAUCAAACACUUGCUUUACAAUGUCAAGAGGAAAGUCAGCAGACCGUAGGUAGAGGUGUACAGUUGCCUCUUGAAGAUUUUUUCUUACCAGAAACAUAUUCUGAUAAUCUUCGGUCACUUUUUGAAUCAAACAAAGGUAUCCUGAAGUCUAUAGCGACUGAAAAAUAUCAUGACGACCUGCUCGAAAUAAGGAAUGUUGAAAAGAUAUCAAUAAAUUUCCAUAAUAACUUUGACAAUGACAUGGAAAAAUAUUUGGGUUGUUUGAACUCUUCGAUAGAAACUUUAGCAUGCUUAUCUAUUUCAAAUGCUCGUGGCAUGUUUAAUUUGGUCGAGUUGCAGUUCCCUAACUUAACCUCUUUAGACCUGUACGAUAUUUCACUUAAACACCAAGAACUUAUGGAUCUAUUUGAAUUCAUAUCGGACAAGUCAGAUUUGAUCCAACUAUUGCUCUUUCAAAUACGAUGUUACGAGCACAAAGAAGAAUGUAUGGGAAGCAGUCUCAACUUGUCGAGUCACAAUCAACUCAACUUUUUACGUCUACACCAUUUGUUCGAGUAUGGACAGCACGAAACAAGAGUAAAUUGCACAAGUCUUGACACUUUGAUAUUUGAGGACAGUAGUACAGCUACUCAUAAAACAUCUACAUUACUGCUCGAUAUCAAAUGUGCACCUCACCUGUUUGAAUUAACACUUAUAGGAAUUUCAUCUGUGGAUACGUUCAAGACUCUUUUAUCGGUUCUUCCAUCAAUCAAACAUCUGAGAAGAUUAUCAUUAUAUAACUGUGAUUUUGGAGACAGACAUGUAGAAUUUGAUGCAGAAUUCCAAAAGGAAAUAGAACUGAUAUGUUUACUGAAUUCAACCAUGACUUUAAAUUCUUUUGUAAAAUUUGUUGAUAGUAUUCCGUUAAAUACGGAUAGUGUUAUUUCGGUUCACAUGCAGAGUUGCAUGUUUAAUAUCGGAGACAAUGAGAGAUUAGCACAAGAAGGCGUUGAAGCAGCAAGCCGCUACGUGAGGUCAAAACCAAACUUCCAUGUCGUCGUUUGUGAACCUUUUAAAUUUCAUUUUAAGGUAUCAAGUAGACCCCAUUAUUAAAUCCUUGCUACAGGUAUGAUACCAUCACAUGCAAUCGUCGUUCUCGCUUCGGGGUUUUCCAAUAAGUCUUUGAAGAAUACAUUUCUGCUUCAUCCACUGCCUAUUUUCAUAAGUUGGAGGAACACUCUAACAUUUCUCAGUGUCAGCCUAUUAUAAAAGGCGGAAUACAUUUGUGUGUGACAAGUCAAGUUCUGAUAUAAGUAAACAUUUUCAUGAAUGACUAUUAGAUCAAAAAUACUUGGUAUGUUUGAAAUUCUGUUCAUUGCUAUGCUCAUUAUUGGUCGGUUUGCAAUAAAAUGGUAAUGCUGUUAAUUUUCUUCGUAGUGCCAAUACUAGCUAUUAAUGACGGUUGUAAAAACACGUUUGUGUUCUGAUAAAAUUGUUAAUGGUAUAUGGAA
Ruditapes philippinarum (Manila clam) is the source of this 4107-nucleotide messenger RNA. RefSeq lists its product as uncharacterized. The record is from RefSeq and is a predicted model, not a curated record. The transcript is spliced from 4 exons. NCBI's taxonomy places the organism in Eukaryota, Metazoa, Mollusca, Bivalvia, Venerida, Veneridae. The coding region runs from base 182 to 3709 and encodes 1175 amino acids.